This is a messenger RNA of Vespa velutina, 3941 nucleotides long. It is a transcript of the gene Calx, whose product is annotated as sodium/calcium exchanger 1. Gene Ontology annotation, molecular function: calcium:sodium antiporter activity. Gene Ontology annotation, biological process: sodium ion transmembrane transport; cell communication; calcium ion import across plasma membrane. Bases 621 to 3275 code for a protein of 884 amino acids. The record is from RefSeq and is a predicted model, not a curated record. Gene Ontology annotation, cellular component: postsynapse; sarcolemma; axon. NCBI's taxonomy places the organism in Eukaryota, Metazoa, Arthropoda, Insecta, Hymenoptera, Vespidae. The transcript is spliced from 9 exons.
CAGGCUCUUUCAGUGUUCGUUCGAACGCGGCCUCAUACGGUUUUGCCGGCUCGUGGCCGAAGAAUUCUUUCUCUCUUUUUCUUUCUCUUUCUCUCCCUUUCUCUAUCUGUCUCUCUUUCUCUUUUCGCCAUGGGAGCACACUGCCGCGGUGGUGAAAAAGCCGAGGGUAGCCCUCGGUAGCCGAGCUUACCCCGCUUACUCGCGCGCGCACUUACGUACGCACGCACACUAAAUACAUACACAUAUACACAUAACGCACGCACUAUACACGUAUAUACAGUCAUAUACAUCCACAAAAGACCGGCUAUCGGGACAUUCGUCCGGGGCUUCGCAGAGAGAACGCGCGCGGGCGUGCGCGAUCUUUCGCGAUCGGUCGCUUAUAGGGAGUGUGAGUGAAAGUGUCGGUUGCUGAUUAACGAGGAGGGACCAACCCUCAUUGUAACAAUCAAAGUUGUAUAUAUUCUUUUGAACGUGUAGAAAAUGUAGAGUGAAAAUCACUCGAAGAGAUUCUGUCCUAUUGAAAGAAAGGAAAAAGGGUGGAAAGCAUAAAAAAAGAAGGAAGGACGGAAAAGAGAAAGGAAAAAGAAAAGUAGAAAGGAAAAAAGCAAAAAGGAAGCAAGAUGUCAGGAAACUAUACGGUACGCUGCGAACCGGGUUUGAUGAUACCGAUAUGGACACCCUUAGAAAACCUUCAUUUGAUAGACCUGAUCUUUCGAGGAAUCGUUUAUUUUUUCCUGCUUCUCUAUCUGUUCAUCGGUGUAUCGAUCAUUAGCGAUCGGUUUAUGGCGGCGAUCGAGGUAAUCACGUCGAAGGAAAAGGAAUUGGUCGUACGCCGACAGGGUAGAGAGCCAACGAUAGUCAUCGUCCGUGUUUGGAACGAAACUGUGGCUAAUUUAACAUUGAUGGCUCUUGGUAGUAGCGCGCCUGAAAUACUUCUCUCGAUCAUUGAGAUUUGGGCGAAAAACUUUCAAGCGGGCGAAUUAGGUCCGGGUACAAUCGUCGGCUCGGCGGCAUAUAAUCUUUUCGUGAUCAUCUCACUUUGUGUGUUCGUAAUACCGACCGGCGAGACGCGUAAGAUAAAACAUCUACGGGUCUUCUUCGUUACAGCCACGUGGAGCAUAUUCGCUUACGUCUGGCUCUAUGUGAUACUUGCGGUCUCGAGUCCGGGCGUUCUUGAAGUAUGGGAAGGGAUAUUGACGUUUACAUUUUUUCCGGCGACUGUAUUAACUGCUUACGUAGCCGAUCGACGUUUACUCAUCUACAAAUAUCUUCAUAAGGGUUACCGAAUGAACAAAAGAGGAGUAAUCGUUCAGGCAGAGGCAGGCGAUUCCGACGGCGGAGUCGAACUUGAGAUAAAACCACAACAGGAUAGCUUUCAUACGGUCGAUCGGUUGGCCGAUGCCGAUACGCCCGAAGCGCGGGAGUUUGAACAAACACGUCGGGAUUAUAUUAAUACGUUGAGGGAACUUAGAAAGAAACAUCCAACUUUACCGUUGGAACAACUCGAAGUUAUGGCACACGAGGAGGUACUUGGUAAGGGACCAAAGAGUAGAGCGUUCUACAGGGUCCAAGCGACAAGGAAAAUGGUCGGUGCUGGUAAUCUCAGUAGGAAGAUCAGCGAGAGAGCUCAAAGCGAUCUUAGCGAGGUCAAGGCCGAAUUACAGAAAGCCGAGGCCGAGAGUAUCGACAUAGAAAACGUAAACGCAAUGAGAGUCUUCUUCGAGCCAGGACAUUACACGGUUAUGGAGAACGUUGGUACCUUUGAGAUCGGUGUUACCAGAGCUGGCGGAGAUCUGAAUAAAUCCUGUACCGUCGAUUAUUCCACCGAAGACGGUUCCGCCGAGGCUGGCUCUGAUUACGUUAGUGCCAAAGGUACCUUGACCUUCGAAUCCGGCGAGACCAAAAAAACGAUACAACUUUCCGUUAUAGACGACGAGCUUUUCGAAGAAGACGAACAUUUUUACGUCAGAUUGAGCAACGUAUCGCAACCAGCCAUGCUGGUGUCACCAAGCUUAGCGACGGUGAUGAUCUUGGACGAUGAUCACAGCGGAAUAUUUGGCUUUCCCGAGAGGGACAUCGAGCUCGUAGAAAGCGUCGGACAAUAUCCUUUGCGGGUGGUGAGAUACAGUGGCGCCAGAGGACGCGUCAUCAUUCCUUAUCGUACGAUCGAAGGAACUGCGAAACCGGGAAAGCAGUAUGUUCACACCGAAGGAUCUCUCACCUUUGAAGAUAAUCAAACCGAAAAAACCGUCAGUAUGGAGAUCAUCGAGGAAGACUCUUACGAAAAAGAUGCUCUCUUUUAUGUUGAACUUGGGGAACCACAGUUACAAGGAGUAGCGAUACGUGAUUUUUUGAUUUUAGCCGAAGCAGGAAUCGCCGUAGCCGCGGAAUUGAAACAACCCGAAGAAAGAACGGAAGAAGAAAAAAUGGCACUCCUGGGUAAACCAAAACUGGGUGAAGUGUCCAAAGCGCAAAUAAGAAUUAAAGAAUCAAAGGAGUUCAAAAAUACCGUAGAUAAACUCGUUCAGAGGGCGAAUGCUUCGAUAUUGCUCGGGACGAGCUCCUGGAAGGAACAGUUUACGGAAGCAUUAACUGUCAGUGGUGGCGACGAAGAGGACGAUGCGGAAGGAGGAGGAAGUGGAGGAGGAGGAGAGUCUUCAUCCCCAACACCAGCCGAUUAUCUCAUGCACUCUAUCACUAUCUUCUGGAAGGUCCUCUUUGCCUUCGUACCACCUACCGAUAUCGCCGGCGGUUAUCUGUGCUUCGCUGUCAGCAUAUUUGGAAUCGGGGUGGUGACGGCAGUAAUCGGUGAUGUCGCAUCCUACUUCGGAUGUACUCUUGGUAUCAAGGAUUCCGUCACCGCGGUCGUCUUCGUUGCUCUUGGCACAAGUAUUCCUGACACGUUUGCGAGCAAGGUGGCUGCCUGCCAGGACAAGUACGCCGAUGCGAGCGUAGGAAACGUGACCGGAAGUAACGCGGUAAAUGUCUUCCUGGGAAUCGGCAUAGCGUGGAGCAUCGCAGCCAUUUACCAUGCCUGCCACGGUGACCAAUUCGUUGUGGAGCCCGGCAACUUGGCCUUCUCCGUAACGUUGUUCUGUACGGAAGCCUGCUUGGUGAUCCUGGUGUUGCUGUUAAGACGGACGAAGAGCAUUGGCGGCGAGCUCGGUGGGCCUUUUGUACCGAAACUCAUAACGUCCGCCUUUCUCUUUUCCCUAUGGCUCUUCUACCUCAUCAUGUCCACCCUCGAGGCCUAUGGCAUAAUCCAAGGCUUCUAAAUCGCCAUCGCUAUGUGCGAUGCCAAACGUUGGCCUACCGAAGCUACGUUUAUAUUCGAUCCUUGCAUUCGUCCGCCAAGACGUGCGCUCAAGAAAACAUUCUAUUGGACAGGAGGAAGUGAAAUCAAACGAAGGAACGAACGAACGGACGGACGAAAGAAAGAAAGAAAGAACGAAACACUCCUGGCGAGAGUGCGUCGAAAAGGAAGGAUGUUCACCCCCUCUUGAUCCCUGGAAUAAAAUGAACAACGAACGUGAUUGCGUGAAGUAUAAAUGCGUGCAUACGUGUGCGUACGUGUGCUUAGGAUACGUGAGAGAGCGUGAGUAUAUAUGAUUGUUGCAAAUAGACAAAAGAAGAAUAACAAAGAAGAAAGAAAGAUGAAAAAAAGAAAGAAAGAAAGAAAAGAUAGAAGGAUAGAAGAAAGAAGAAGAAGAGGAAAUUUGAAAGAAGAAAAAGAAGAUAAGGGAUAAUCGUGCAAGAGUAGUGGCAUAUAAGAAAAUAUUAGAGGAAACAAAAAAGUGUAUGUCUGUGUGAGUAUCAAAGCGAGUUUGCCUUAAAUUAAAAAUUAAAAGGAAUGAAAGAUUAAAUGACGUAAUUCUAGUCAAGGUUCAACCUUUAUCCUUUAUCGGAAUGGUUGGACGAAUUUAUGUGUAUCGAAGUUAGAA